Messenger RNA from Aricia agestis (brown argus), 857 nucleotides. It is a transcript of the gene unc-119, whose product is annotated as protein unc-119 homolog. NCBI's taxonomy places the organism in Eukaryota, Metazoa, Arthropoda, Insecta, Lepidoptera, Lycaenidae. Gene Ontology annotation, molecular function: lipid binding. The coding region runs from base 151 to 795 and encodes 214 amino acids. Gene Ontology annotation, biological process: cilium assembly; lipoprotein transport; nervous system development. The transcript has 3 exons. The record is from RefSeq and is a predicted model, not a curated record. Gene Ontology annotation, cellular component: cilium.
UUUUAUUUUCAGUUUUCUGUAUUGUUUUUAGAUUUUUAAUAUUAUUGGAUGUUUAAAAAUGAUGUAAGCUGUGAAAACAUAAUACCAAGUUGAUAAAGGAUAAAAGAUAUCUAGUUAAUCUGCCCAAACACAUUUUACACAAUCGAUACGAUGAGUGUUGUAGGAAAAAAGUGUGAAUCGAUACCCACUCUGGAGCAAAAUAGAGAAGAAUUACUUUUGAAUAACGUAACCCCAGAAGAUGUAUUAAGAUUAGAUAAAAUAACAGACACCUAUCUUUGUAGCCCAGAGGCAAAUGUUUAUGAUAUAGAUUUCACACGAUUUAAAAUCCGAGACUUAGAAACUGGGACAGUUUUGUUCGAAAUAGCAAAACCACCGACCGAUUUCGGAGUUGAUAAUGAAGCCAACGAAGAUGCUUCGGAUGAACCUCUCGACCCAAAUGCUGGAAGAUUUGUUCGAUAUCAAUUCACUCCACAGUUUCUUAAACUGAAAACUGUUGGUGCAACGGUGGAGUUUACGGUGGGCGCACGUCCUGUUAACCACUUUAGAAUGAUUGAAAAACAUUUCUUUCGGGACACUUUGUUGAAAACGUUUGAUUUUGAAUUUGGUUUUUGUAUACCAUUUUCUAGGAAUACUUGUGAACACAUUUAUGAAUUUCCUACAUUGCCUCCUGAUUUAGUGGAGGAAAUGAUUGCAACUCCGUUUGAGACAUGCUCCGACAGCUUUUAUUUUGUUGACAAUCAUCUGGUGAUGCACAACAAAGCAGAUUAUGCAUACAAUGGAGGAGUAAACAAUUAAUUCUGCUACCUUCUGUGUAAGUUAUUCCAAUGACCAAUUAAAAAUUUGAAAGUGUAACACAC